GGAGGCCUGGGCUGAGACACGCUGGGUCUUGGAGGAACCGCUUUUCUCCCGGGGCCUGACAGGCUUCUCUUUCUCUCUGGCAGGUGGAUGAAACCGUCGCUGCUGCGUGGAGUCCCGUGGGUCCUUGGCCCUCUCUAGCCCUGGGGAAUCAAAAUGGGGCAUGUCCUUGCCCCAGGGAGGUGUGGCCGAGGGCAGCCCCCUCGCCUACCGCCUGCCUGCGACGUUCCCAAACAACCAGCUGGCGUGAACAGGAGCCCAGAGCAAACAGAAGCAAGUGACCUGUGAAGCCUGUGUAGGACGGAGGGAAAGGCAUGUGCGUGCCUGAGCACACGCGUGUGCAGGCGUAGGCAUGUGUAAGUGGGCGAACUUUGACGCUGGGGGGGGUCCAGCCUCCUGCCUCUGCCUGAGGACAUCCCUUCAGCUGCAAUCAGGAAUCCCCUCUGCCUGGGCAUGCCUGGGGGGAGCUGCCCUCAUGGCAAGUGCUCCUGGGGCGGCCGCCCCACAGCAUGCAUGACUCGGUGCCAGAGCAUUUCCUGGGACACCCGGAUGUGUGCCCGCCGCACCCUGCUCCAGCUUCCCGGGACGGGGCACAUGCUCAGCCUGUCCCUUGCGUGCGGGCGGGGGUGACUAAGCCGGCGACAGGUUGUCAAACCCAGGGAAUAUCUGGUCCGACCAGAUUGUCGGGAGCCGAGAAGCUGGGCAGCCAGUGCCAGCUGCCGGAGACAGGACAGGGGCUCUUCCACUGGGACGCAGCCGGCAGAGCAGACCCCACGAGGAGCCUGAGCCAGGAGGCCAGCAGGUCAGGGCGAGGAGCUGCCCGGUCACCGAGGAUGGCCUGGGUGCUGGUCCUGGCCCUGCUGGGCACUUGCUCUGCGUCACAGGGGACCCCCGCCGGCCUCAAGGCACGCGUGACGCAGGAAGCCCUGGAGUACGGGCAGCAGUUCGGGCUGGAGCUGCUGAAGUCAGCGCUGCAGAAGGAGCCGAUCCCGGACCUGAACGGCUCCUACAGCAUCCCGCUCAUCGGGACCGUGGCCUACUCCGUGUCCCAGGUCCGGAUCCAGGAGCUCCAGGUGAACGAGUCGACCGUGGGCUUCUCGGAGGGGACGGGCGUGCGACUCGUGGUCCAGCGUGCCCGCGUCCAGCUCGGCGGCGACUGGGCGGCGCACGCUUGGUCCAUACACGACAGCGGCUCCUUCGAUAUCUCCGUGCGCGACCUCUCGCUCUCCACCGUGCUGGGCGUGAGCCGGGGGCCCGGCGGGCGCCUCUCCGUGUGGAGCGACAGCUGCGAGUCCCGCGUCCACGGCUUGGAUGUGACCUUCCGGCAGGGCGCCAGCUGGCUCUACAACCUGUUCACAGGCGCGCUCCAGGGACCGCUGCAGACGGAGCUGAACAAGCACCUCUGCCCAGAGCUCAGGAAAGGGGUGGAAAGGCUGGAGCACGUCCUGGAGACCAUGCGAGUCUCGGCUCAGAUCGACCCCGUUGCCGAGCUCAACUACUCCCUGGUGCAGCAGCCCACCAUCACCGCACAGCACGGGGACGUGGACCUCAAGGGCGAGUUCUCCAGGGUGGGGGCCCCCCAGGAGAGCCCCUUCUCGCCCGGGCCCGUACUGCUGCCUGGCUCGGACGGCCGCAUGCUGCUCCUUGCCGCCUCCCAGGCCCUGGCCAACUCGGCGGCAUUCGUGUACUUCACCGCCGGGACCCUGCAGCAACACAUCACUGACAGCAUGAUCCACAAGCGGUCCCCGUUGCGGCUGAACACCAUGAGCAUGGGGGUGUUUGCCCCAAAGCUGCUGGCCCACGUCCCAGCCCUGCCCAUGGAGCUGCACCUCGCUGCCCGCAAGCAGCCGCUGCUGAGCUGCCAGCCCGGCGCCCUGGACCUGGCGCUGUUCGGCACUGCCGAAGCCUUCGUCGUCCUGCCAAAUGCCACCCUGGCGCCCGCUUUCCUCCUGGAUGUCGAUGCCAACCUGACGGGGAAGCUGCUCGUGGACUCGGCCAGGGUCAGGGGCUCCGUGGCGCUGAAGAACUUCAGGAUGUCCCAGGUGGAGUCGCACGUGGGCCCGGUCGAGGUGAAGGACCUGGAGGCCGUGAUGAACCUGGCGCUGCGCGCGGUCGGGAUGCCGCUGGUCAACAAGCGACUGAAGAAGGGCUUCGCGGUGCCCAGCUUCCACAACAUCAGCCUGGUGCAGCCCCACGUCAGCAUUCACGAGGGGUUUGUGCUGGUUGCCACGGAUGUGCAGUUUGAACCCGAGCGCCUGAACGCGGCCGCCCAGCGCUCGCCUUGACUCCGUCUGGCCUCCCUGUACUGCCACCGUGCCAGGGCCCUGCCCCCGAGCACCGGGCAUCCGGGCGCCGACCGCUGGCUCGCAGCCCGUCUGCCCGCGCUGGGGGAGGCGGCAGAAGGAUUUUGUAGCCAUGCAACUAAACGGGCGUCCUCCGCUUUC
Messenger RNA from Gavialis gangeticus (Gharial), 2441 nucleotides. RefSeq names its product bactericidal permeability-increasing protein-like. Gene Ontology annotation, molecular function: lipopolysaccharide binding. Gene Ontology annotation, biological process: defense response to Gram-negative bacterium; innate immune response; lipopolysaccharide-mediated signaling pathway. Lineage: Eukaryota; Metazoa; Chordata; Crocodylia; Gavialidae. The record is from RefSeq and is a predicted model, not a curated record.